Symsagittifera roscoffensis is the source of this 6964-nucleotide messenger RNA. RefSeq lists its product as uncharacterized. The transcript is spliced from 5 exons. The coding region runs from base 799 to 6726 and encodes 1975 amino acids. Gene Ontology annotation, molecular function: mRNA binding. The record is from RefSeq and is a predicted model, not a curated record. Lineage: Eukaryota; Metazoa; Xenacoelomorpha; Acoela; Convolutidae.
AAUGUUGCGAGCGAAGUUCAAAAAAUUAUUGGAACCGGAAAAUGAGGAGAAGUCAAGUCCUUUUCUAGCGAAGUGCAAGUGGCCAACGUAGCAUGCAUCCACAAAAAUCAAUCAGCGCAAGUCAAGAGAAGGCGAGGAGAAGCAAGGCAGGAGAGGGCGAGGAGCAGAAAGGCAGGGGAAGAGCUGCAAGGCAGGGGAAGAGCUGCAAGGCAGGGCGAGGAGCAGCAAGGCAGGGCAUGGGAGGAGCAGCAAGGCAGAGCAGGGCGAGGAGCAGCAAGGCAGGGCGAGGAGCAACAAGGCAGGGCGAAGGGUGUCAAAGCAGCGCAGGGCGAGGAGCAGCAAGGAAGGGCAGGGCGAGGAGCAGCAAAAAAGGGCAGGGCGAGGAGCAGCAAGGCAGGGAACAAGACGCGUACUCUUACCACAGUGCUUGUGAUACUUUCUGAGGAGCCUUUUCUCCAAAGCUAGGCUGAAGAUCCCUUGAAGAAGUUCAGGUCAUCUGAAGGAGGAUGAUUAUGUCAGGACAGAUGGACACAGUUGCAGAUUUGACAUGAAACUCAAAAAUUAUUUGUGUCCUAGGUGUAUAUAUAAAACUAAUGCUGAUGAUUAAUUAAAACGUUUGUAAAUGUCUGUUUAUUUAACGGUAUGGCGAAAGUACGCAUAGUCUGUCGUGAAAAUUGAUCCGUGAAUUCAGCAAGGGCUUACUCCAAAAUUUUUAGAAUAAAAUAAUGACCAAAGAGCGGGACUGACAGUAGGCCGGCCAGUGGGCUCUGGAUUCUGAAAAUUCGAGACUGCGGCACAAUGUCUCGCCAAGUAUCAUUGGAAGAUUAUGUUCGAGCAGAGCGGGAUCGAGUGGCCGGAACAUCCCGUGGAUUCAGUGGACAGGGAAUCGGUCAGGACUCCCAAGACAUGCUGGGGAUGUUUAUUCGAGGCGAAAGAAGGCGGACUGAGUCUUCUGAGGUGUCUAGUUAUGAUCGUCGCGAUGUCUCUAUUGAAAGACAUUUGGUUCAUCAGCCCGUUCAUAUUCCUCAACAGGGCCUGGAAAUGUUCCAAAGAGAACCACUGCGAAGAGGUGAUGAAAAACCAGAGAUUGAAGUGAAGUUGUCAGAAAUAUAUCAAAAAGCGAGUAGAGAUCAAAGUUUGAACUCGGCGCAGCGAAUUGAUUCACUUGUACGAGGGGUGAAGUUGGAGCUAUCCAGAAUCGGAAUGCGACCAGAAGAGAUCCGAAAGCAACUUACUGACCAUGUGGAGCGUUUGAUUAAAGAGAAACGCUGGACUCUGACGUACUCGGAGGCAUUAGAAGAAGGCACGAUGGCAAAUGAAUCCGAACUCACUCUGAAAGAUGACUCUCCGUUUUACUGCAGCUUCUGUGAGCUGAAGUAUCAUCCUGCUGGUAUUAAAUGUAAAAUUUGUCACUCUGAGUUCCUUCUGAGAAUCGACUUGGAGGCGCAUGUUUUCGUGGACCACAAAAUUACUGUUGACGGUGCUUUUCAAUGUCCCUAUUGCUAUGAAUCGUUUCCAGGGGACCCAAAGAUGUUCCGAGAUCACAUCUAUACUCGCCAUUUUUGUGCUGACGAUCAUUUAGAAUGUCCAUAUGGCUGCAAAAUGCUGGUUCUCAAAUCGAUUCCGUCUGAAAAGCAUUACAAAACGUACCACAUGUGUGUUGUGUGUGGAGACAAAAUCAGCCGCGAUACGAAGUACCAUAUGGAUAGAUUUCAUGCCGAGAAAGAUGAAGUACAAAUUUUGGAUGUAAAACCGUCAUCAAGUUUCCAAGGAGAAUCUCGUAUGAGAUCAUCGCAGGACGAUUUGAUUAAACGUGCCAAAGAAGUUUUAGAUGGAACCCAAAUUAAUUCGGAUGAUAGUAAUCGAAGACUAGUUCCUAACAAUUGGAACAGAAAUCGUAUAGAGGAGCUUAUGCCCCCUGCAAUUGCUAUGCCAGUGUCAACGCAGCAUAUUAGAUGUCCUCAGUCAAAUGAUUUUUACAGUGAAAAUGAAAUAAAUCGACCGAGAAAGUCUGCAGUGACGGAAUUCUAUCAAGAGGUAUCUAGACCGUUGUCGGCAAAGAAUGAAUCGGUUGCCCGGACUGAAAAAUCCAAGUCAGUUGCUUUUGAAAACUUUGACAUGGAAAAAGAAGCGCUGAACUGGAAAAUCUGCAAAGAUUGUGGCCUGAAAACGCCUAGUGGCGGAUACGUUUGCCAAUUAUGUAACGAAAAAGGAUUCCAGUAUAAAGUGGAACUAAACGUUCAUAUCAAAAACGCACAUGGCUAUCCGACGCCCUCAUUUGAACUGAAUUGUGAAAUAUGUCGUGCAAUUGCCCCUAGUAACGAGGAGUUAAUGAGGCAUAUAUUCGCAACCACGCAUCGAUGUAAAAGUGAUCAUCUGGUUUGCCCCGAGGACCCUAAAUGUACCUUCUUUCUAAGCGAUGAAGCUGAUCUUGAGCGUCAUUUAAAUGAAGUGCACAAUAAAAAGAAGCAGCCCGAACCACUCGUUGUAAGGGCAGAUCUUAUUGAAAUAUCUCCCGAGAGGGACCCAAACUACUCGUUCGAACUGGCCCCGAGAAUAAAAAAUGAGAGCAUGCAGUCGGUUUUGAAUAUUUCAAAAACACGAAACAAGCAUGCGAAAAUAUCAGUCGAUUUUCCUCCAGAAUCUGUGCUUGAACAAAUGGAACCUAGGAGAAGACUCGAACUUGUAGACGCUGGGUUCUUGUAUUGUGCAAAGUGCCCAUUAAUGUACCACCCGACGUUGUCCGGAUGUGGGCGGUGUACUUUGAAGUUUAUUUUCCCUCAAGCGGUGAUGGAACACAUGGUUAAUGUCCAUGAUGUUCCGGAGAUUUACUCGGAAAAGCGAUGCCCUUUUUGUAGAGAGUUUUCAUCUUCCUAUACUGACUUUCUAAACCACAUUGUGGGUCAUUUUUGUGACGAACAUUCGGAGUGCGAGUUUGGAUGCACAAAACUCGUUGUUGGGGGUCCAAAGGAUGUAGUGAAGCAUGCAUUGGACUUCCACAGCUCAGAUUCUCCGGCUAAACCAGUUCCGGACACUGCUAAAGAGUUGUUCAAAUCGCUCAAAGAGCCUACUGCGAAACGGAAACCCAAAAUAGUGCCAAUGGGUGAAAAUGAAGCGGUUAAAUCGAAAGCGAUACAAAUGUGCUUAGACUGCAAUUAUCAGCCGGGUCUAAACGAAACGCCGCUUACAUGUUCGCGUUGUCCGGGUAGAACGUUGUAUGCAUUCGCUUCGAAAGGAGAUUUGAUGAUACACGAGGAGCUUGUUCAUUCAAUCAAAGCUUCGGAAUCAGAUAAAGUGCUAUGUAGUUUUUGUUCAGCAGAGUCUGGCAAAAAGGGAUCAAAUCGGAAAUUCAACGGAGAUGGUUUGAACCAGCAUAGAAAACAGACUCACAGCUGCUGCCCACGCGAGCAUUUCAGAUGCAAGCAGUGUCAAAUUAUUGUACCGCAUCACAAACAAACGUUGCAUAUGGUCCAGAAACACGGAAAAAGCGAUUCAUCGUCGAGUUUGGUGAAAAUAGCGAAGCCGCCACCAGGACCUGAAAUCGUAGAUGAUGAUAACGGAAAUGCCGACGAUGAUACAAAAGGCGGAAAUAUGAACAAACGACUGGAAUGCACUGAAAGGGGAUGGAAGCACUGUAAGUUCUGCCCGUACUCAAUUUGUUAUUCGAUCACAUACACGUGUCAGGUGUGUGAACUAACGUACUUCACUGAAGUUGAUCUUGACUUUCAUCUGGCAACUAUGCAUAAUGAUGAUUCUAUUGAAUCGUUCGUCUGUUCUUGUGGUUAUACAACCAAGAAAUUUUCACUAUGGAACGAUCAUAGGAAAGAGGAACAUGGUACAUGCGCUGAGCAUAUUGCGUGUCGCAAUAAAAAGUGUACGUGGCUGUUUCCUAAUAAAAAGGAGUUGUUGCAUCAUUAUCAAAUGAAUGCGUGCAAAAUUGAUAGUCAAAAUUUGAUCACGGCAACUGCGCGACAAUGCAGUGCGUGCAAGGCGGUAGUAGCUAACGAAUCUUUCGUGUCUUGUUUGUUGUGUACACCGUUGCAAAAGUACUUCCCAACUGUAACGGAUUUUGCGACGCAUUUGAACCUGGCUCAUAAAAGGUUCAUCACGGGUACCUUUAAAUGUCCAGUUUGCCCCAAAGUAUCUCUUGACGUUGGUGGUUUGAAGAAACAUUUGACUUCUGAUCAUGCCUUCUGCAGUUCUGGCCAUGCGCUCUGUGCUAAGCGAAGUGACUGUUCAGUGCUAUUACAAGACUCAGCAGUGAAUAUAAUAACACAUGCAUGUGUUCCGCUUAAGGCAGAGCAGUCCUCGAAAAUUUUCAAAGUAUUGGGAGCUAAAGGCACCAAGGGGUGCUACAGGUGCGUAAAGUGUCAUCUAGGUUUUGACGAAAUCACGAUCUUGGAAUGCCCCGAGUGUCCAAUAACUUUCCUAUCAAGAAUCGAACUAGCGGGCCACUUGAAAAUCGAUCACGAUAAAGCAUGUGCCAGUGCUUUUCCGUGUUCGUUCUGCAAUUCAAGUUUCCCAGGGCUACCUGAUAAAUUGCUUCUGCAUCGAUUGAAUGUACAUCAGCAUUGUCCAUUUCACAAGUACGAGUUUGGACGAAUAUCGAUACUAAAUGCGACUGUGCAACCGAAAGCUCUCGCUGAGGGCUUGCGAAAAGCCGAUGUAAAAAUGUAUGUGUGUCCGACUUGUAACCGUGACGUGAGGUCUUUCGACAAAUUACACCCACCAAGACAGUGUCCGAUUUGUCCUUUCAAUCCUGGAUUUUAUGCUGAAUCGGAGUUUGUAGUCCACAUGCAAAGUGCUCAUAAGUUGCUAAUGAAUCUCAGCGUAGAAAGUGUCAAAUGUUACCAAGGAAAAUGUGCAUUUAUCGCCGGAUCGGCUCUCGAUUUUGUUGAUCACCGAGCGAAAGCUCACCAAAUGUGUAUAACGCAUUUAGUCUGCCCCAUGUAUUACUGCAGACGAGUUUUCCCAAGCUUGCAGUUAUUUUUGAACCAUAUAGUUUCUUGUGAUGGAGUUAAACCAAAGGUAAUUUUAGACGGACAUACUCAACUGAAGGCACUGGAAGGUACUUUUGAAAUGAUUGUACGACCAUUCUUCCAUUAUAAAUGCGACAAAUGUCCAUUUAAUAUCGCAACUUCGCUGUUCUUUAAAUGCAAGCUAUGUGAAAAUGACGACCAUCACAACACAAUCAUGCCAUUCUUCGUUGGACAAAUGUUUCUUUUACAUCUUAUAAAUCGUCACUCAUUUGUGGAACCUAAGGAGCAGUUUCAAUGUCAAUAUUGCUCAUUGGUAACUUUUUCUGGAUCCUUGGUAGAACUGAAAGACCACAUGAAGAAUUCGCAUAACAUAUGCGUCCGACAUUUCCUAUGUGGAGGAAACUGUCUCACUUUGUACCCUAGAAUGAGAAAGUUUCAAACUGGUCACAAGGACAAAACCAAAUGUGGAAAAUAUCCGAUCCAAUUGUUCGAGAACGCUCAGUUCAGUUUCGACAUAGUCACAACUUGUGACGAGUUAAGUGAGAGUGUAUUCAAAACACGGCAGAGAUUGAAUAAAUUUAAAAGCUUCACGGGAAUGCCAGCUUUAACUGAUGCGCGAGGAAACACGACCUUGAAGUCAAUUUUUACGGCAACUGCGAGCAUGCUGCCGACAGAGUUGCUAGAAGAGACGAAGCAAAAACUGAAACAAGAGCUAGUGAGAGAUAAGAAACGUCAGGAAAAGAAAGCUAAUCAGAUCGGAAAGCUACCCGAAAGAUCUAGAACCCCGUCCAGGAGACGAUCCAGAACUCCUAAGCGAAGAUCAAGGUCACGAUCUAGUUCUAGAUUAAGAAUAAGAAAGGGAAGGCGUUCUAGGUCAAAAUCUCGAAGUUUAUCACGACGCCGACGACCUCUUAGUCGAAGUAGAUCAUCUUCCCGACGUCGUAGACGAAAAGCGUCAAAAAGUAAAUCGAGAUCCAGAAAGAGAUCACGCUCCAGAUCUCUUUCUUCUCCUAGGCGUCGCCGGCGACGUCUACCAUCUAAAUCGCGAUCGAUCUCAAAACCAAGAGAUGAGUGGAACCGCAAAAGGUCCAAAUCACGCUCAAGUUCCAAAAGUAGACGAAGAUCAAGAUCAGAUUCAAAGGAACGAAGAAGUAUAACCCAAAGAGUUAUUAGCAACUCACCCAAACGAUCGAGAACGUUUACGUCGAAACCUGGAGAUGAGAAACCUAAAGAGACGAAAGUUAAGAUCGCAUCAGCAGGUGAUGGCGUUGAGUCUAAAUCACUGUCGACGCUAAUGAAUGAGUAUUCAGAACCACACUCGUUGUCGACACUAGCUGCUAGUUAUAGUAAAGAUAAAUCGCCACCAGGUGGAAUUGACGGCUCACAGAUUACUCUUGAAGAAGCCGAAAAGGAUUUCGAAGAGAAUGUUGAAAUCCAAGACAACGAUCCUGCUAGACCGUCUCAAUGGGAAGAUGUUAUGUCAAACAUGCUGAAUUACACAGAUGAGUUGAUGGUUAGAAAUUCAGAUGUGGUUUCACAAGGGAAUGAAGUGUCCGACGAGGAGGGUGCGUUUCAAAUCGAAGAUCGUGAUGUUAACUUCGAAUUUGAGGGUGAUAAUUUUUUGAUGGAUGUUCGCAACGAAAUGGAGUCAGCCGACGAAGAGAACUAUGAUGAGUCUUAUUUCGAAGUCGGAGUAGAUGAAGAUGAGCUGCUUCUAGAUGACACGGAACUAGAUGGAGAGUUGUAAUUCAGAUGCAAUUAAUAGGAGAAACUUAUAAUUUUGAUGUUUGAAAUAUUUUCAAAUUGUUGACUUUACUUGAUUCUUUGAAUUUCAAAAAUAAGCUAUAAUAGAUAUAAAACAGCGCAUGGUUGUUAAAAUUAUUAUAGCUCUCGGAUGGAUUACCUACAUGUCGUACCUUCGUGCAGAUUAAUGCAUGUCGCUUUCCCGUGCUAUAUGAUAUUAACUCAUUAUUAAUUGUCUAAUU